Molecule: messenger RNA, 1582 nt
Organism: Pungitius pungitius (ninespine stickleback)
Lineage: Eukaryota; Metazoa; Chordata; Actinopteri; Perciformes; Gasterosteidae
Product: nucleotide sugar transporter SLC35D2-like
Exons: 13
Coding region: 37-1059 (340 amino acids)
Cellular component (GO): Golgi apparatus
Molecular function (GO): UDP-N-acetylglucosamine transmembrane transporter activity; UDP-glucuronate transmembrane transporter activity; antiporter activity
Source: RefSeq, a predicted model, not a curated record
UGCUGUCCCAUUCCGUUUGAACUCUCCUCCCAAUCGAUGCAAUCACGCGAAACUAUGGCGCAGCUUCGCGAGCGUCGACACCCGCGCGGCGUCGGGAAGUCGCCCCUCGACGGAGCGUCCGAGGACACGACGCCCGGCAGCAGCUCCGCGGCGCACCGGAAACUGCUGGCCGCGGGACUCUACGGAGUCAGUUCAUUCCUCAUCGUGGUGGUCAACAAAAGCGUCCUCACCAGCUACAGAUUUCCCUCCUCAACAUGCGUUGGAAUCGGCCAAAUGUUGGCUACGGUUGUAGUUCUGAGGACUGGGAAGAUGUUCGGUGUCAUCUCGUUUCCAGAUAUGGAUCGGUCUAUACCGCGCAAGAUGUUUCCGCUGCCUCUCCUGUACGUCGGGAAUCAAAUAUCGGGGCUGUUUGGGACACAGCGUCUCAAUCUGCCCAUGUUUACGGUCUUAAGGAGGUUCAGCAUCUGUCUCACCAUGCUGUUUGAGGGACUCUUGCUCAAGAAGACGUUCUCCGCCCCGGUGAAGGCCACGGUGUUUGCGAUGGUCUUCGGUGCGUUUGUCGCCGCCAGCGCUGAUCUGGCUUUCGACCUGCUAGGAUACAUCUUCAUAAUGACAAACAACGUCCUGACGGCGGCCAGUGGGGCGUACGUGAAGCAGAAGCUCGAUUCCAAGGAGCUGGGCAAAUACGGGCUUCUCUACUACAACGCUUUAAUCAUGAUUCUCCCCACCACCGCGUACGCCUACUACUCCGGGGACUUGCAAGUGGGGUUGGAGUAUAGUGGGUGGUCGGAUCAGCUGUUCGUUGUGCAGUUUGUGCUCUCCUGUGUCAUGGGCUUCAUUCUGAUGUACUCCAUCAUGCUGUGCACGCAGUACAACUCUGCGCUCACCACCUCCAUCGUCGGCUGUAUUAAGAAUAUCCUUGUGACCUACAUUGGAAUGAUGUUUGGAGGAGACUACAUAUUCACCUGGACUAACUUCUUAGGUCUGAACAUCAGCAUCGCCGGCAGCCUGGUGUACUCGUACAUCACCUUCACACAGGAGCAAACAAAAAAGGCGUAAACCACGGAGUCCCAGGCCGCCGAUGUCCACAAAACAUCAGGGUUUAAGCUGUCCCAAUGUUUCCAAAACAUCUGUUGUAUUUCUUCAGCACGUUUUAGAUGCAAUCAAGCCAAUCAAAUUGUCUUCAAUUAAGACAAAGUGCCUUCCCCUUUUCAUAAUAUUUCAUCAAUGCACCGGAUGAGUUCAUUUUAAAUACAUUCCUCCAGCUGACCUGUUGCUUAGUGAUUUUCCUAACUGUUUAAAAACGAAAUAAUUUGGGGUAUGAAUCUAAACGGUGUAAUGAUAUUACCAUGAGGGUUUCUGAUCAAAGCCAAUGAGGCGUUGAACAUGUCAUUUCAAUAUUGUAAUAAAUGAUUUUUACACUAUCUGGGAAACAGUGUUUUUGUUGUAUUCAAGUAUCCAGUUUGAAAACAGACUCAUUAAUACAUUUAUUAAAUAUAGCCAAUGUUAUUCCAUUCAUAGCCAGUCUUGGAAUACACUUUUAUUAAUUUCAACAUUUACAGAUAAAAAAUAAAAAAAAACA